Molecule: messenger RNA, 1500 nt
Organism: Amorphotheca resinae ATCC 22711
Lineage: Eukaryota; Fungi; Ascomycota; Leotiomycetes; Helotiales; Amorphothecaceae
Exons: 4
Coding region: 1-1500 (499 amino acids)
Biological process (GO): proteolysis
Cellular component (GO): fungal-type vacuole
Molecular function (GO): serine-type carboxypeptidase activity
Source: RefSeq, a predicted model, not a curated record
AUGCUCGUCCCCGUUUUGCUCCCUUUCUUGGUCUGUUCUGCUUUAGCAUCUAUUGUACCCCAGGUCCCCAUCAGAGAAUAUGUGCCCUUUGAAGAAUCAUCUGAUUUCAUAACUUAUCAGAGUCACGUGUCUCCGCAGCACUCCAUUCGCAUCAAGCGCCAAAAUGCAACUCUUUGUGACACUCCUGUAGACCAAUAUACUGGCUGGCUGGAUGUCGGCAAUAAGCAUCUUUUCUUCUGGUACUUUGCGAGCGAGAACGACAAUUCUGAAUCGACCUCCUCCCCGCUCACUCUAUGGCUGACAGGCGGUCCAGGAGGUUCCAGUAUGUUGGGGAUGCUUCAAGAGCUCGGCCCAUGCCUGAUCAAUGAACAUGGCAAUGGAACUAUAUACAAUCCGUAUGGUUGGAACAAAGACUCGGCUUUGAUAUUCUUAGACCAACCUGCCGGUGUUGGGUUCUCAUAUGUCGAUGAGGGGGAAGUAGUCCCGGGAGAUUCUUUCACGACUGCUGCCGAUGUGCAUCUGUUCAUGCAGAUGUUCGUGAGCCAGGUCUUCCCCGAGCAUCUAAACGGACCUUUUAUCAUUACGGGGGAGAGCUAUGCUGGUCACUACAUUCCCGCCUUAGGUGCAGAGAUUUUGAGCCAGAAUAUUUUACACCCGCAUCAACCUCAAGUUCCAUUGAAAUCUGUGGCUAUUGGUAAUGGUUAUGUGUCGCCGUUGGACACCGCCUAUGGGUACUGGGAGACACUCUGUACUACCAACCCAGGGGUAGAAACACCUAUUUUUAACGAAACUCGCUGUGAAAUCAUGGCGGCUAACUUACCCCGCUGCAUGGACGUCUUAAGAACAUGUUAUGAGCGCCCCGACCCUGCAAUUUGCAGCGCUGCUAACAUGGUAUGCUGGGAUGGAGUGAUUGUUCACUAUGAUGGCGAGUCAGGAAAAGGUGGCCGUAAUCGAUUUGACAUCACUGCACCUUGCGAGAUUGAAGACUUUUGCUAUGCUAGCACGCCCAUGAUUGAGAAAUAUCUUAAUCUACAGAGUUCUUUUGAGGCUCUCAAUGUGCCCUCGGCCAUCAAAAACUAUUCCUUUUACUCAGCGGAAGUUUCUCUAGCCUUCGAACUGACCACUGACCUCGGGAUUUCCAUGGAGCCGCAACUACAGUAUCUCCUGGCAAAUCAGAUCGACGUUUUAAUCUAUCAAGGAAAUCUGGAUCUGGCCUGUAACACCGCCGGUGCGAAACGUUGGACGUCUAAUCUUCAGUGGAAAGGCCAGGCGGAAUUUACGUCAAAGGAGUUGAAGCCCUGGAAGAGUAUUGUGGGUGGUAAAGAGAAGGAAGUUGGCACGUUCAAGGAGGUCAAUGUUAAGAUGGUUGAAGGUGAUCAGAAGAAGACGAGGUUUGCAUUGGUCACGAUUGAUGGCUCUGGGCAUAUGGUUCCUCAGGAUCAGCCAGAGGUGGCUCUUGACAUGCUGACGAGAUGGUUAGCUGGGAAGCCAUUUGACUGA